Molecule: messenger RNA, 2189 nt
Organism: Armigeres subalbatus
Lineage: Eukaryota; Metazoa; Arthropoda; Insecta; Diptera; Culicidae
Product: ileal sodium/bile acid cotransporter-like
Exons: 3
Coding region: 633-2009 (458 amino acids)
Cellular component (GO): membrane
Source: RefSeq, a predicted model, not a curated record
AGGUCGCAGUUAGUUGGCUUCAGGCAGCCGAAACAUACACAGAUCGUAGCAAGUAUGUGCCUUGAACUAUUUGCGUAGAACCGCAAGUUUUGCACUGCAUCUCGACGAGCAUUGCUGUAGCGAAAAGAUUAGAAAGUGCUUAUUCCUCGCGCUAGACGAGAUCCAGCCAACGCUUCAGAGUAGGAUAAUCCAAUUAAAUUUGGAAUUUCCCAGUUGUUAGUACUUUUAGGAUAAACUGAGAGAUAAUGAGUCUAUUCUUUUAAAAGUUCUCAUAAUAUAUUCCGAACCUUUAAAAUGCUGAUGCGACUAGUUUAGGUAGUACUUAACUUCAAGUGAUGUAACGUGUCAUAUUUACUUACCUAGUUAUAUGCAACUAUCGCUGAACGGUUACAAGUGCGAGUGAUCAAAUCAGAAGUGUUCGGUAAGAAGCAGUUUAGCCAGAUAGUAAAUAAUAACUUUCGGAAUUUGGCUAAGCCUAGACUUCAAGGUUACAGAUAACAAAUUGAGAUGUCCGAUAAAGUUUAGUCGUAGGGAGUGUACUUUUUAUCCAGUCAAAAAUUGAUCACGCUCGGUGGUUUUUGGAAUAGUAUCGUGAAAUCCAAGCCGGUGUGCCGAGCACAUUGAGAACCACGAUGAGUUGCCCGCUGCUAAGUUUCGUCGUCUUCCUGGCCGUUGUGGUGUUCCAGUUCGCCAGCUAUUGCAAAGCGACCCUAAUCGAUUCAUCGGCAACAUUCGGUCAGCCCAGAGACGGCUCGAUUGACUGGACAGCCAAGUACGAUCCGGCCACACUGCAGAUGCACAUGAACACCGUUUCGAACAUUAGCCUACGCUUGGACGGUUUCACUGCCGAGGAUUUGCAGGAUAAUCCGGACAUUCAACUGAAGAGCGAACGCACUCAUAUUGCUACGGUGCUGCAGGGUAUCAUACCGAUAGUGGAGAUUAGAGAUAAUGGAAUCUUCGAGGGUGAAUUCGACAUCUCGGGAUCGUUUUUGGGGUCGACGAACUUGUACGUAGAACUACGUAGGAAAGACAAUCAGACGGUGUUGUCUAAUGAGAAACUUCCGAUAACGGUUAUCCGUGAGGAACGGGUUAUCGAUACGGUGUUUACGAUAUCGGUCGCAACUUUGGUUUCAAUUUUGUAUAUUAAUUUCGGUGCAGCGAUGGAUAUCCCCACACUGAAAAUCAUCGCUCGCAGACCAAUAGGACCGAUAAUUGGUUUCUUAGCUCAGUUCCUGUUUAUGCCUCUGUUGAGCUACGGUCUGGGCCAUGUACUGUUUCCGAAUGACUACGAGUUGCAGUUGGGGCUGUUCUUCACAGGAGUUUCGCCAGCCGGUGGUGCCUCAAACAUCUGGACCGUGGUACUUGGUGGAAAUUUGAAUCUCUCCUUGGCCAUGACCACCAUCAGCACAUUUGCGGCGUUUGGAAUGAUGCCGUUGUGGAUCUUUACUCUAGGAAAAACCAUCUUCGACAAAGGCGAACUGAACGUUCCUUAUGCCAAUAUUGCAUCAUUCGCCGUUGGGUUGGUUGUACCACUCGGAAUUGGAUUGCUGAUCCAACGUUACAGUCCCAGAACGGCACGCAUCUUGGUACGGAUCCUUAAACCAAUGUCGGCUCUUCUCAUUCUGUUCAUCGUCAUCUUCGCUAUAAUUACGAACCUGUAUCUGUUUGAAUUGUUCUCAUGGCAAAUUAUAGUAGCUGGGUUAGGCCUACCGUGGAUCGGUUAUAUCUUCGGGUACAUCGUGAGCAAGGUCUUCCGGCUGCCUACCACAGAUGCUCUGGCCAUCUCGGUUGAAACCGGAAUCCAGAACACCGGUAUUGCCAUUUUUCUGCUGAGAUUUUCACUGCCGCAACCGGAGGCCGACCUCACUACGGUGGUUCCGGUAUCGAAUGCCAUUAUGACUCCAUUCCCGCUUAUGGCGCUGUAUCUGGCGAUGAAGAUUCGCGAAAGUCGAUCUGCCCACUCCAGGUCACGUUCCUUUCCAGAUGUUCCGUACGCAAGGAUGCACUGAUACCCAAAGGGCCGAGUAGCGACGCAAUCAGGGACGCUAAUGAUGAAACUCCCUAACUGAUUGCUCUGCAAGUAAGAGAUCUUCAAACGCAUUUGCAUGUGUACAUACACUUAUCGAAGGUAUUGAUUUUGUACUGAUUUUAUGAAAAUAAAUUAUAUUGUUUUGUAAUAAGUGGUUGAA